Trametes versicolor FP-101664 SS1 is the source of this 2648-nucleotide messenger RNA. RefSeq lists its product as uncharacterized. NCBI's taxonomy places the organism in Eukaryota, Fungi, Basidiomycota, Agaricomycetes, Polyporales, Polyporaceae. The transcript has 5 exons. The record is from RefSeq and is a predicted model, not a curated record. Bases 1 to 2040 code for a protein of 679 amino acids.
AUGUCAUUCAACCAGAUUUUGGCUUCAAGGGAACUCCUCUCCCUUAUAUUCCACCACCUCACGCCCCCCGACCUCGACGGGGAAUCUCCAAGCGCCUUUCUGAACUUCGCUCAAUCAUACGAGCGUAAAGUUUGUGUACGUGCACUGAGCGCUGUCGCUCGUACCUGUAAAGCACUCUCCGACCCGGCUUUAACGGUGCUAUGGCGGCGCGUGAACAACAUCGAUCACCUCUUUCGUAUACUCCCCGGAUGGUCAGAUAUUGGUGGGAGGGGGUACAAUAAAGCGCUGAUUGUCAGUGGCACCAUCACACCAGCCAUUUGGGCGCGAUUCAGACGGUAUGCACUAUUGGUGAAGGUCGUGAACCAGCGCAGCUGGGCAUGGGUCCACCCGUACACUUGGACACUCCUCUCCCCCUGGUGCCGCGGGGAGCCGCUCCUGCCGAACGUGGAAACGUUCCGCAUCCUGCCGAUCUGCGCACACAGCCCAGGCGCAACACUCUUCCUCUCCCCCACGCUCCGGCACCUCUCGGUCACGCUCUCGGACGCCCCGGAGCUCGAAGACGUGCACGUCGGCGCGAUGCUCAUCCGGCAGAUCGUGCUGACAAUCCCUGGGCUCCAGACAUUGCAUGUCGAGAGCAAGAUGGAAGCUGCGUCCCCGAUUUUGGUCGACGUCUUCCAGUGUUUGAGCGAUCUGCGGUCGCUGUCGUUAGCCGACAUAUACAUCGGGCGUUCUGAGAUGGACGUGCUCGCGGCCCUGCCGCGCCUGGAGUCGUUGUCCGUGAUGGUCAUGCUUCCUCGGUCCGAUCAGCGGCCAGACAGCGACGACGAAGGUGAAGAUGCCGAGGCAGGUGUCGUCAAUAGCGACGAGGACGAAGUCGACGAAGAGGACGGAGAAGAAGAAGGCACCGAAGACGGAGAGGACGAGGAUGACGAGGAUAUGGACGGUGAAGACAGCAUCGACGAAGAGACCCGCGCUGUUUCUCAUCGCAACCGCUACGUCGUUCCCGUCGCCUUCUACGCUCUGCGGCAGCUCACCCUCCGCGGAUCCCCCUGCAAACAAGACCUGUUGCUCCGAUACCGACCUCCUCGUCUCGAGGGCCUCUCUCUAGAGAUCACCGGCCGCGCGUCAUUCAAAGAAGUCCGGGACAUCAUCGCGUACAAUGCCCGCAACGUCCCCGCCACCCUCUCCACCUUCUCCUUGAAGACCGGUCGCACAUGGACCGAGAUGGAGCCGCUAUUGCUGAUCGACCUCAUCAAGCCUCUCCUCGCACUCUCGGACAUACAGACGAUGUGCCUCGAGUUCCGCGACGUCCCUGGGGUCAACGACGCGGACAUCGCGACCAUGACCGGCGCAUGGCCGCGCCUCACCUGCUUCCGCCUCCCCAUCAGCGGCUUCACGGAGGACCCGCCACGGACCCGACCCACCCAGCAGGCGCUUGCGCACGUCGCCACCGCCUGCCCGGACCUGCGCGAGCUCGAGCUGCCCGAACUCGAGUUUUCGCGGUUGCCGCUCUGCGUCCCGGCCACCAACCACGGCCUGCAGACGCUCUCGUUCGACAUCGCGGCGGGCCCCAACGACCGGCCGUCCGAGGGACACGGGAAGUUCGCGGGCGCGUUCGAGGUCGCGAUGGCCGUCGACCUGCUGUUCCCCAACUUGGCUGUAAGGAUGCACGACCACCCGACGCCAGUGCUGCCGGACGAGGAGCACCGCGGGUUUCUCUACCGGGCCCCGCCUCCGCGGAAGAUCAGCGCGUGGUACAAGUCGCGGUCGGGCUACUUCAAAUUCCAGCAGUCCCGAGAGACACUCGGGCGACUUCUUUACGUAUCAUACCAAACACGACCACACUUCCGCGUAGUCAACUGUACCCGCAUUGCACUGUUCUUGACGCAACCGCCGUCACCACGCACGGACUGCCGCUCCAGUUCAUUCACGCCGAACUCGACGGCCGCACAGUUGCUUCAAUGCGUCAGCAGAUCGAUGGAGUCGUCAAUCCAAGCCUGGCGGAAACUGCGCCCGCACGUGCUGUUGGUCAUGUUCUAGGAUCGCCAGAGCUCCUGCGGGCCAUAUUCGAUGUCUUCAAGCCUCGCCUACGCACAGACUAUGAUAGCCUUGAGGACGUCGCCAUGCAGGCGUCUCACAGAGCGGCGCUUGCCGCGUGUGCCCGUGUUUCCCACUACGUUUCCCAGCACGCACUCGAUGUCCUUUGGUCAUGCAUCGAUGGGAAUGUCCCGGCCUUGUUCAUCUGCUUGCCAUCUAUCAGGGAGGUAGCUGGCAAUCAAUGGGCAUGGUCAAUCACAGGCGAUAUCACCCCUGCAGAGUGGGCUCGCUUUCGCACCUUCGCGACACGCGUCCGGGAACUAUCAUACCAACCCUAUGACUCCUUUUGUCUCAUCGACCCGUUGGUCUGGACCAUUCUUGCUCGUAAAUGUCGAGGCGAUCCUCUUUUCCCCCGGCUGCGCCUCUUAGAUUACCCGGGUAUAGCGUGCGAGGACAUCGGGCCCAUCAUCAGCUUUCUCUCCCCCAGUCUCCGCAGCGUCUCCUUCCGUUUCAUUUCGCCUGAGGACGCAGCGCCCCUCUUAGCAGGGAUGAAGAUUCUUUUCCAGACUUUGGUCGACAUCGCUCCUGACCUCACUGAACUGGACUGGAAU